Molecule: messenger RNA, 2160 nt
Organism: Lichtheimia ornata
Lineage: Eukaryota; Fungi; Mucoromycota; Mucoromycetes; Mucorales; Lichtheimiaceae
Exons: 10
Coding region: 1-2160 (719 amino acids)
Biological process (GO): fatty acid beta-oxidation using acyl-CoA oxidase; lipid homeostasis
Cellular component (GO): peroxisome
Molecular function (GO): FAD binding; fatty acid binding; acyl-CoA oxidase activity
Source: RefSeq, a predicted model, not a curated record
AUGACCGGAAACAAAAGACUUGAAGCUGUCAAACAGCAUUUAACCUCCUCUAGGGAGCAAACAGCUCAUACUCUGGACCCUAUUGCUAGCAUGAAUGAGGAAAGAAAAGGAACAACAUUUGACGUCCGUCAACUUACCUACCAUUUGGAUGGAGGCGAAAGAAUUACCAAGUUGAAGGAAAACAUGAUGUUGGAAUUCGAACGCGAUCCCUUAUUCAAGCUCGAUGAUAUGCACGAUCUCAGCAAGGAUCAAUUACGUGAAAGGACCAUGGAAAAGUUUCGUAGUAUCUUGCAUCAUUUUCAAAACGAGUCAGUUGACACUUUCAAAAAACGAAUCGAGCUCAUCAGCUUGAUCGAUCCAGGUUUUUGGACACGUUUCGGUGUUCAUUACGCAUUAUUUAUUGGAUCUUUGCAAAGCAAUGCUACGCCAAGUCAAAUGACGUAUUGGUUUCAAAAGGGAGCCGUAUCAUUAUCGGGAAUGAUAGGAUGCUUUGCAAUGACCGAGCUUGGCCACGGUUCCAAUAUACCUGGUUUGGAAACCACUGCCACCUUUGAAGAAGGUGCCAACCAAUUCAUUAUACACACACCCACAUUGACAGCCACAAAGUGGUGGAUAGGAGGAGCUGCUCACACAGCAACGCAUGCCAUUGUCUUUGCUCAGCUCAUUGUUCGUGGAAAGCGCUAUGGAACCAAGUGCUUCGUGGUGCCUCUUCGUGAUCCCAAGACGUAUGAGACAUUGCCGGGUGUAACCAUUGGCGACAUUGGCAAGAAGAUGGGAAGAGAUGGCAUUGACAAUGGUUGGAUCCAAUUCAGCAAUGUGCGCAUUCCACGCAACAACAUGUUGAUGAAGCACACCAAGGUUACUGAACUAGGAAAAGUCAUUGAGCCAAAGUUGCAGCAGCUGACAUAUGGAGCCCUUUUGCAAGGACGCGUUGCCAUGGUGGUCGAUAGCGCGAAUACAGCCAAGAAAGCUCUUACCAUUGGGAUCCGUUAUGCUGCUGUGCGCCGUCAAUUUGCUCCGACCAACAGUGAUAUUGAAACCAAGCUGCUGGAUUAUCCCAUUCAUCAACGACGACUGAUGCCAUUGCUUGCACAAGCGUUUGCUAUGCAUUUUACCGGGAGCGAGAUGACUGAAAUGUAUAACGACAUGAUGGGACAACUUGAUUCGGCUACGCCAGAUGACCUCGAUAUGGAUCAAGUGAUUGAAGCAUUGAAGGAGACGCAUGCCACUAGCGCCGGGUUGAAGGCGUUUUGUACCUGGAAUUGUUUGCAUACGAUUGAACAAUGUCGACAAGCAUGUGGUGGACAUGGAUAUUCAGCAUACACAGGCUUGGCAGGAAUGUACAAUGACUUUGCUGUGCAAUGUACAUGGGAAGGAGAUAAUACCAUUUUGACGCUUCAAUCCGGAAGAUACUUGAUCAACAGCUAUCGUGAAGCUAUCAAAGGCAAGAAACUAGCCCCAGGUGUCGGGUACCUGAAUGAACUCGGGACACUGAUCGGCAAGCGGUGCGCUGUUCCAACGUUGCAGGCCAUUUUGCAUCCCGAUGUUAUUAGCGAAGGAUGGCGAGUCGUGUGUGCCAAUGUUGUCAAGAAUGCUGCUAUUCAAUUUGAGACAUGUCUUGCCAAUGGCAUGGAUGUAGAUGAUGCAUUUGAGGAGUGCUCUCAAGCCCGUUUGUAUGCUGCCAGGUUACACACAUACGCUUACCUGUAUAACCGCUUCGCUGAUGGUGUUGCAAAAGUGGCAGAUGAACGUGUUCGAGCUGUCUUGACGGACGUGUGCAUGCUGUAUGGUCUUUACACUAUCGAGGAAAAUGACGGCGCAUUCCUUCAGUAUGAGUACUUUACACCCAAACAGAUGCAGUUCAUCCGUGCACAAGUGAACGUGUUAUGCAAAGUCGUUAGGCAGCAAGCAAUUCCUCUUGUUGAUGCAUUCAAUUUCAGUGAUUACAUCAUUAAUUCAGCUCUUGGUCGUUUCGAUGGCAACGUCUACAUCCAUUACUUUGAACAGGUGAAACGCGCCAACCCGCCACCACGAGACCAUCCAUAUUUUGAGCGAUUGAUCAAACCACUGCUUGAGCGACGUAUACCAGGACAAGAUGACGACGACGAUGACGAUGAGGAUGAUGAGCCUGAAUCGGAUUUGGAUGAUGAUCAAGAAUAA